This is a messenger RNA of Kogia breviceps (pygmy sperm whale), 964 nucleotides long. The record is from RefSeq and is a predicted model, not a curated record. Lineage: Eukaryota; Metazoa; Chordata; Mammalia; Artiodactyla; Physeteridae.
CAGGCGCGCGCUCUCCGCUGGAUGAGGCGCAGAGAGACACUUUCCCCGGGAUAAGUGUGGGGAAAGCUGAUUGGGGGGCUCAUCCGGCUCCAACGCCCGAGGCUCUGAAAACAGAGAGUUGGCGGAGGGAGCGGACUCAGUGCGGGGCCAUGGCCUAGGCCCUUCGGCCCCGGGCCCGGCCGCAAUGACCUCUUUGCCCUGCGCCCUCCCUGGCCCGGACGCCUCCAAAGCCGUCUUCCCGGACAUCGCCCCCGUCCCAUCGGUAGUGGCUGCCUACCAGCUUGGCCUGUCCCCCGCAACCGCAGCCGCCUCCGAUUUGCCCUAUUCUGGGCCGUAUGGCCACGUCCUGCCCUAUCCCUACGCUGGGCCGGCGACCCCCGGAGACUCCUACCUGCCCUGCCAGCUACCCACGGCGCCGUCUCAGCAGUCUCAUCAAGAGCGGGAGCCAGACUCGGAGAAGCCGCCGCUGUCCCCGGAGUCCUCGGAGCGGCGCCCGCAGGCCUCGACCAAGAAGCUCCGGAAACCGAGGACCAUCUAUUCGAGUCUGCAGCUGCAGCACCUGAACCAGCGUUUCCAGCACACGCAGUACCUGGCUCUGCCCGAGAGGGCCCAGCUGGCCGCGCAGCUUGGCCUCACCCAGACACAGCUGCCGUAUGAUUAUCGAAGAGGAGAGGUCACAGUGACGCUGAAUUCAUACAUACUGCCACGGCCAUCCAUUCACCUCCUGCCUCCAGCCCACCUGCCUCCUCAGGGCAAGGAGGAGAAAAGGGGCUGGAGACUAGAGAACCCCACACAUCCCGGGUCAUCGCCUUUGAGAGCAGGACACAGGCAAGGUCCUAAAUGCAAAAGCCCCGGGAUCUAGAAGCAGCUGAGCCUGGAGCCCACUCUCUCACCUGCACGGGUCUUAGCCACAGGAAAGCUGACUUGGAGCUGUCCUGCGCUCUCCCCACGUGCUAUUUUAAGA